UAGUUGAUAUCCAACCGAACGGCUACCUGGCGCGUGUGAGAGAUUUGCAUAUCCUUAGAAACGUACCUCCCACUUCCUUUGCUUUUAUUGUUUUUCAUUUCUGGAGGCUCCGUCUGCGUGUGCAAGGAAUCUUUCAAGGUCCUACAGGGCAACCAUCUACUGCUUUGCGAGGAAUGUUUCAAGGUCCUGCAGGGCAACCAUCUACUGCUUUGCAAGGAAUGUGGAUAAUCCAUGCCAUCAACCCAAUGAAGAGCCGUUCGACUGGGGUUUGAAGAGCAUAACACCGAGCUCCAAAACGCAGAGCACCCACAUCUUCAAAUGGAUAUAUCUCAAGGAGCCUACAUUUAGAGUCGUUGCAGUUGCCUAAUCAGCCAUUUAACCAGUCUUUGUGUGCAGCAAGGUAGAUAAUUGGGUAGAGUAGCGGCAGCCCAACAGAGUAUUAAGACCUUAUCUGCAAGAGCAUAAGUAAUGCAGAAGCGGGUCAUUUUGGUGCAGAAGUGGAUCAUUUUGGUGAUAUUUAUAAUUGGCGCUAGGAAGGAAGAGUAUGAUGCGAAGGCGAAGGUGCAUUCAACAAAUUCGUGCUGGGAAUGCGAAGGUGCAUUCAACAAAUUUCUUGGUUGCAAGGGAUUUGGGGUUUGUUGUGUGUUGCCGAUGCCAUCGACACACUUGCAAGCCCGUUAGGGGCUUGCCCGCGGGGGAUGUGGCCUGCUCAGAAUGGAGUGAUGUAAGGCAGAAUGAGGACAUGAAGUGGCCUGCUCAUAAUGCAGUGAUAUAAUGCAGAAUGGAGUUGAAUUUGGUGGAAAAAGGGCGGCUGAAGCUGGGGAACUUGUUUAAACAGAAAAUAAGAGUUUAUUUUCUCAGGACUAGAAAAUGCCCCACCAAGGGGAGGAGGGUUCGGCAGAGUGGUCCUCCCCAUCAGAGGGUUCGGCUAGGGAUUUUCAACGCAGAAGAUUUCGCAGGAGGUUAUGUGACCUCACAAAUUUAUCCACAGAUCGAACCUCCACCGGAAUUUCUUUCGAUUAACACUUCUGCUUACCCUACAGAUGAUUCUUUAUUUUUUUCACCUACGCAACAGAGGACCGCGGCAAAUAUGACCCGCCAACAUGGGAUGCGGAAGAAUGAAUUCGGAGCCUUCAAGGUCACAUGGUGCGGAACUGGGGAAUAUAUCAAUGUGGUAAUUUCUUUUCAAUGUUUUUUUAGGAUAAUAUACGAAAACAAUAACUAUUAA
Messenger RNA from Cryptomeria japonica (Japanese cedar), 1228 nucleotides. RefSeq lists its product as uncharacterized. The transcript has 2 exons. The record is from RefSeq and is a predicted model, not a curated record. NCBI's taxonomy places the organism in Eukaryota, Viridiplantae, Streptophyta, Pinopsida, Cupressales, Cupressaceae. The coding region runs from base 782 to 1228 and encodes 148 amino acids.